Clupea harengus (Atlantic herring) is the source of this 1525-nucleotide messenger RNA. It is a transcript of the gene mrpl37, whose product is annotated as mitochondrial ribosomal protein L37. Gene Ontology annotation, molecular function: structural constituent of ribosome. Gene Ontology annotation, cellular component: mitochondrion; ribosome. Gene Ontology annotation, biological process: translation. Lineage: Eukaryota; Metazoa; Chordata; Actinopteri; Clupeiformes; Clupeidae. The record is from RefSeq and is a predicted model, not a curated record.
CCUCAAAUGUGUUGGUACAGACGAAGCUAAGCAUGAACUGCGCAUGCGAAAACAAAAUGUCUGCGCUCAUGGUGAGGUUGUGUCUCAUCCAGUGACAGAAACGUGAGACACGAUCUGUUAGUUUGACAAGCAUAUCACAGUAUCUCUAAAAUGCUGAAGACACCAGUUUACCGUUGCAGCGCGGUAGCAACUGGAUUGAAACAACUAUGUUUUUCAAGUGAAUGUGGAUCAUGUUUUUUGGUGCUUCGUUCGAGUCGACAUGGCAAUCGUCUGCUUUCUAUGUCUUCAUCCGUCUGCGGAAAAGCUCUUCCAAGGAGAAAUCCCAGAGAAGUCGUGGAAAUUAACGGUUUGGAAAAGAUCACAUAUGCCGAGAGAAAGCAUUUCGUUCCUGGGUUGACAAAACCCAUUUUUCCACCCUGGGAGCGUGACCAUCAGAACCCUUUUUAUUAUAAGUCACCAAAACCUGAGGAAAUGCCACUGUACAAAGAUAAACCCUGUUUUGUGUUCCAUCAAAGGACGAAUCUAAUGGAAGGCGUGAAACAGACCCUCUGGCUGACUAAAUCCAAGCUAAUCAAAGGAAUACCUGCUCAAAUCAUGGCAUUGGCUGAUAAUCCAGCCAAUGAGAUUGAGAAUCAGGAUGACCGAGUGCAAAAUGCUAUCAAACACGCCCGUUUCUGGGACACCACAGAAAACGUACCUCCGAGAGAGAGAUUCUGCCCCACACUCCUCAACAGCCUGCUGCACCUGUGUGGACUCCAGCAAUUCAAACACCCUGCUCUGGGGAAGAGGCUGCUGUGUCAGAAGUACAGUCUGGCUGCCUCAUGGCACAGAGGUGAAGACCUCAUCCAGGUGAGGGGAAAGAAUGGGAUGCUACUCAACAGCAUGUCACCUUUGCCUGCCAUGGCUGAGAGGGAGGAGGUGCUGGGUACAGCAGACAGUGUGUUGGAGACCUUCUACCCCAUCUCGCCUACUAUCGACCUGCAGAACCUCAACGUCUUUGAUGCCAAGACAGAUACCGGUUUCGUAGAGGGUUACCCCUAUCCACAUGCUCACACUCUCUUCUUCACUCACUUGAAGGAUGGCCACCACGAGCAGCUUCGGGCUAAGAUGGUCAUGUACGCCUUUGGAAAUGCGCUAGCUCGUGCCAGAGCCCUGUACGGGCCGGAACCACAGGUCCUGGAGAAGCCCGUGGUGGUACAGAGUGUUGCUACCAAUGGCCGUCUCUUCCAGUUUUUGGUGUUCCAGUUGAACACCACGGACCUGACCACAGACACCGGAGUAAAGAAUUUGGCUUGGAUGGAUGAGGACCAGGCUCUCUAUGACUUUGCUAAGGUCCGGCCGCUCAUCAAAAAGAAAGUCGUUCAGGUGCCUGCUGGUCUGGCCGGGUAUCACCCUGACACGUUCAAGAAGCUCCUGGCAUUCUACCUACAUGGAGCAGCAUAAGCUGAUGGAAAUUAAAGCACUCAAACCAUCUUUUUUUUUUUUUUAAAUCACCCACUAAAUAAAUCUUAUCCCAAAGUUUAAA